AUGGCAAGAAGACGAAUCAAAUCUGAUAGAGGCUCAAUCAACCCGGUGCUCGACGAUGAUAAUUUCCAUGAUGAUGCAGUUGAUACACUAGAGACUUUCAUCGGAUGUGAUGAGUUACAUUCAGCAUCAAACUCUAAUGAAGAAGGAAAGACUCGUAGAUACAAAGAGUUUAAUAUUGAUACUGAUAUGGACAACCCACAGUUCGAUGUUGGGAUGAAAUUUCCAAGUAAAAAGGUCUUGAAACAGGCUGUACAAAUUUAUGGACCAUUAAGGUCAUAUGAAUGCAAGGUGGUGAAAAAUGAUAAGGCUCGGUUGUCUGCUAAGUGCAAAGAAGGUUGUAAUUGA
Molecule: messenger RNA, 345 nt
Organism: Prunus armeniaca (apricot)
Lineage: Eukaryota; Viridiplantae; Streptophyta; Magnoliopsida; Rosales; Rosaceae
Source: the annotation of a GenBank genome assembly